AUGGAGCUCAUUACUAUGGAAGAAUAUAAUAAAGUAACAAAACAAAUUGAAGAAGGUCACGUUGAUGUGAAUUCUAGGUAUGUGUUGAGAAAAUUCGGAGAAGUCUCGAUCCUUCAUAUUGCUGUAUAUAUGAAGGAUUAUAAAUUUAUUAGCUAUCUUCUAAAUAAACACGUGGACGUGACCAUCAACGAGGCCAGCUGCGGUACAGUUUUACAUCUCGCAGUUUCCGAGAAACUGAAGAACUUGGCCAUAUUCAGGAUUCUCAAUGCAGGCGCUGAUGUCAACGCCCAGGAUUCUGCCGGGAACACUGCACUCCAUCUCGCAGUCAAAGGAAACCAAGUCAAAAUCGCCAUGAUGCUACUAGAACAUGGAGCCAACGUCGACGUGACUUGUUUUCCAACCAGGAAGAUUGAUUGUUGGGCUCCUCUGGACCUUGCUAUCAUCGAGAACAAGUUGGAGCUCAUAGAAUUACUUUUGACUUACGAGUUAGAUAUCGACUGCAGGUCGAAAGUAAGAUACCCUCCUUUGGUGAUAGCGAGUCUCUAUGGGUCUGACACAGCCAUGGAGAUGAUUCUACGAAGAGGAGCAGACGUCAACUACUGCAAGGAAGAAGGUCUGAUAACAGAGUUUCCACUGCAGGCUGCUGUCAUUUCUGGGGACCUAAGCAAGAUCAAGAUUCUACUGAGGAGUAUCAAUGUCCAGGUUGACAAAAAGAACCUGGGUGGAGAGACUUCUCUCUAUUAUGCCAUGAGCUCUCCGAAGGACAGUUGUCUUCAAUAUCUCCUGGACGUUGGAGCUGAUGUCAACUUGUUAAACAAUCGCGGUCAGUUGCCUCUUGAGUCAAAUGAUCGGGAAAGUGCAGCGAGCAAAAGGCUGUUACUCAAACAUCAUCUGGUGAAAUUGGACACAGCUGGAUGUCGGCUUGCGGAAGGAAACUUGAAGGCCAUCCAAGAGAAGGAGUUCGAAGAUUUGAGGUUAAAGUGCGCCAAAGAAGUGGAGGAACUGAAACAGACAUUCGUUGGAUUGAGAAAUUUCAGUUUGUUCUCGGUUCUUCAUAGGAACGUGCAUUGGUUAGCAAGAAAACUGAAGCGGAUCGAAGAAGGAGAUGUUUUAAAUUCAAACAUUCGUGAGUGCUUUCCGCUGUAUGGAAAUAUGCUACAUUAUAAGUUAAAGAUGGGAGCUAAUAGGAAGCAAUUGUUGAUCAAUGUUGAAGAGUUGGUCAACGAUAUUUUUCUACAUGAACUCCCAGUUACGUUUGUGAGAAAUAUAAGUAGCUAUUUAACCAAUGAGGAUUUGGAGGUAAUCAACGAAGAUAAAUCAAGCUACAGUCUUUGGGUGUAA
Messenger RNA from Cotesia glomerata, 1341 nucleotides. Its product is annotated as ankyrin repeat and protein kinase domain-containing protein 1-like. The record is from RefSeq and is a predicted model, not a curated record. The transcript has a single exon. NCBI's taxonomy places the organism in Eukaryota, Metazoa, Arthropoda, Insecta, Hymenoptera, Braconidae. Gene Ontology annotation, molecular function: protein binding. Bases 1 to 1341 code for a protein of 446 amino acids.